AAGUUUUCGGAUGCCCAAUUGUCAUGGGACAGCCGUCUCAUAAAAAAAAAAGUAUAAAAGGGAAACUAAGGGUGCAUCCUCCAGGUGAGUGAGAGACGGCAAUCAGAGCUCAUCACAUUGAAAUAUCUCUCCUCCUUGCAAUUUGCAAUAAUUUUGUCAUUCUUCUUUUCUUCUAAAUUAAUAUGGCCACUCGUUGAGUCCUUUCUUUAGGUCUUUUUUUCUUUUCUUUUCUUUUUUAAUAUAACAAAAGAGAAGGGUGGUGGGCCAUUAAUCUAAGGCAGGUAGCAAGCAUUGAGAGAGAGAGUGAGGAAAUUGAAAGAGGAAGGAGAUGGUGCAGGUAGCAAGGUUGGUGCAGGGUGCAUUGUUGUUGUGCUGCCUCUGGGCAGUGGGCCUAGUUCAGGCCGAGGAUCCCUACUUCUUCUUCACAUGGAACGUGACCUACGGCACCAUCUCUCCUCUUGGCGUACCGCAACAGGUCAUUUUGAUAAACGAUCAGUUCCCUGGUCCCAACAUCAACUCCACAUCCAACAACAACAUCGUCGUCAAUGUCUUCAAUAACCUGGAUGAGCCAUUACUCUUUACAUGGAAUGGUGUCCAACAUAGGAAGAACUCUUGGCAAGACGGAAUGCCCGGCACCAACUGCCCCAUCCUGCCGGGGACCAAUUUCACUUACCACUUCCAGGUGAAGGACCAGAUCGGUAGCUACUUCUACUACCCAAGCACCGGCAUGCAUAGGGCCUCCGGUGGCUUUGGAGGCCUUCGCGUCAACAGUCGUUUGCUUAUCCCUGUCCCUUACCUUGAUCCAGAGGAUGACUACACCAUCUUGAUCAACGAUUGGUACACCAAGAGCCACACCGCCCUCAGGAAGGAGCUAGACAGUGGUCGUUCCAUUGGCAAGCCCAAUGGCGUCCUCAUCAAUGGCAAGAACAAGGCCGAAAACAUGUCCCACCUCUUCAUCAUGAAGCCCAACAAGACCUACAAGUACAGGAUCUGCAACGUUGGAUUAAAGACAUCCCUCAACUUCAGGAUCCAAGGCCACACCAUGAAGCUGGUUGAGCUAGAAGGCUCCCACACAGUACAGAACGUUUACGAGUCUCUGGACGUGCACGUUGGGCAGUGUUACUCAGUGCUUGUGACGGCCGACCAGGAGCCUAAAGACUACAUGAUGGUGGCUUCCACUCGCUUCACCAAGUACAUGCUCAACGCUACAGGCCUCAUUCGCUACAGCAACAGCAAGGGCCCGGCCUCUCCUGAGCUCCCCAAGGCGCCAGUUGGUUGGGCCUGGUCCCUAAACCAGUUCCGCUCCUUCCGUUGGAACCUCACCGCUAGUGCCGCCCGUCCCAAUCCACAGGGCUCCUACCACUACGGUAGAAUCAACAUCACCCGUACCAUCAAGCUUGCCAACACUGUUGCCAUGGUCGACGGCAAGCUCCGCUACGCCAUCAAUGGCAUCUCCCACGUUGACCCACCAACCCCACCCAAGCUCGCAGAGUACUACAAUGUCGCGGAUAAGGUGUUUGAAUAUAACCUUGUCAAGGAUGAGCCUGCCACUGUGGAUGAGCCGACCAAGGUCACCCUCGCACCUAGCAUCGUCAAUACCACCUUCCGCAACUACAUUGAGAUCAUCCUCGAGAACCACGAGAAGGGUAUCCAGACGUGGCACUUGGAUGGCUACUCCUUUUUCGCCGUAGCUGUCGAGACUGGGAAGUGGACCCCAGAGAAGAGGAAGAACUACAAUUUGCUUGAUGCUGUUAGCAGAAAUACCAUCCAAGUCUAUCCCUACUCUUGGGCUGCGAUCAUGCUCACCUUGGACAACGCAGGCCUCUGGAACCUCAGGUCUACCAUGGCGGAGAGGUCCUACCUCGGACAACAACUCUACUUCAGUGUUCUUUCCCCUGCCCGCUCCCUCAGGGAUGAAUACAACCUCCCCGACAACGCCUUGCUCUGCGGCAUUGUCAAGGACAUGCCCAAGCCCCCUCCUUACUCCUCCGGCGCCUAAUUCUUCUUCUUUUAUCCACGUAUGUGGGACUCAUUUCUUGUUCUAUACUAACUUCUUGAACACACAUUCCUUCCGAGAGAGAGAGAGGGAGAUAGAGAGCGGCACAGAACAGAGUGAGCGAGAAUAAGGAAUGGGAUUUAGAGUCCUUACACAUAGUUUCCAUUAUUAAUACCAAGAAGAUUAUAUAA
Molecule: messenger RNA, 2187 nt
Organism: Macadamia integrifolia
Lineage: Eukaryota; Viridiplantae; Streptophyta; Magnoliopsida; Proteales; Proteaceae
Product: L-ascorbate oxidase homolog
Exons: 2
Coding region: 329-1999 (556 amino acids)
Molecular function (GO): oxidoreductase activity; copper ion binding
Source: RefSeq, a predicted model, not a curated record